AUGGCUAAAGAGGACCAACCCCACCACGAACCCACCGAGCCUUCCGCCAUUAGCGAUGCUGCUCAGCAUUCGACUAUGUCUGGUUCUGAACAGAGCCGCGCAAGGCACUCGCGCAAGGUUGCUUUUGUGACUGAUGAAGGAGAAGAAGACGAAUACGAACAGGAGGACCCAGACGCCCGCUCUCGUCGUCGUGAGAAACUAAAGGCGGCUGCUACCAAAUACCCAACGAGCCAGGAAGAACGUCAAUCCGAGCUCACUCAGCUCACCGACGAACAAGCACCAACGGCCGAAGGGGAGCCCUCAGCAGCGAGCGCGAGGGGAGAUGAAGAGUGGGUAGAUGGUCAAAAAAUGCUACGCAGUGAUAUUGAUCUGAUCGAGGUCGUAUGGAUUUUUGACGUGGAGACUAGAGGUGUAGUGAGACCUACCUGUCACACGUAG
This is a messenger RNA of Cryptococcus wingfieldii CBS 7118, 438 nucleotides long. RefSeq lists its product as hypothetical. The transcript has 3 exons. Bases 1 to 438 code for a protein of 145 amino acids. Lineage: Eukaryota; Fungi; Basidiomycota; Tremellomycetes; Tremellales; Cryptococcaceae. The record is from RefSeq and is a predicted model, not a curated record.